AUGAUCGUACUCGCAUUCAGCACUGGAAGCCGGUUGGAUUUCGUGUCUCAGUCCAGGGUGUUUUUCUUGCAAACCUUCCUUUGGAUUUUAUGUGCUACAGUGUGCAAAGCGGAGCAGUAUUUCAAUGUGGAGGUAUGGUUACAAAAGUAUGGCUACCUUCCACCAACUGACCCCCGAAUGUCGGUGUUGCGCUCUGCAGAAACCAUGCAAUCAGCUAUAGCUGCCAUGCAGCAGUUCUAUGGCAUUAAUAUGACAGGAAAAGUGGACAGGAACACAAUUGACUGGAUGAAGAAGCCUCGAUGUGGUGUGCCUGACCAAACAAGAGGUAACUCCAAAUUUAACAUUCGUCGGAAACGCUACGCGUUAACAGGACAGAAAUGGCAACACAAACAUAUCACUUACAGCAUAAAGAACGUCACUCCAAAAGUAGGUGAUGCUGAAACUCGUAAAGCCAUUCGCCGUGCCUUCGAUGUGUGGCAGAAUGUAACUCCUCUAACAUUUGAAGAAGUUCCUUAUAUUGAAUUGGAAAAUGGCAAGAGAGAUGUGGAUAUUACAAUCAUUUUUGCAUCAGGUUUUCAUGGAGACAGUUCUCCCUUUGAUGGGGAAGGAGGAUUUUUGGCUCAUGCAUAUUUCCCUGGCCCUGGAAUUGGGGGAGACACUCAUUUUGACUCUGAUGAACCAUGGACUUUGGGAAAUCCCAAUCACGAUGGAAAUGAUCUGUUUCUAGUUGCAGUGCAUGAACUGGGACAUGCUCUGGGCUUGGAGCACUCUAAUGAUCCCACUGCAAUCAUGGCUCCAUUUUACCAGUAUAUGGAAACUGACAAUUUCAAACUACCUAAUGAUGAUUUACAGGGAAUCCAGAAGAUAUACGGUCCACCUGAUCGGAUCCCACCACCAACAAGACCUCUGCCAACAGUGCCCCCACAUCGUUCAAUCCCUCCGGUAGACCCACGGAAAAAUGACAGGCAACCUAAACCUCCCCGGCCACCCACUGGUGACAAGCCUUCCUAUCCUGGAGCCAAGCCUAACAUCUGUGAUGGGAACUUCAACACUCUGGCUAUUCUUCGCCGGGAAAUGUUUGUUUUCAAGGAUCAGUGGUUUUGGCGAGUCAGAAACAACAGGGUGAUGGAUGGAUACCCCAUGCAGAUUACCUACUUCUGGAGGGGACUGCCUCCCAGCAUUGAUGCUGUUUAUGAAAACAGUGAAGGGAACUUUGUCUUCUUUAAAGGAAACAAGUUCUGGGUUUUCAAGGACACUACUCUCCAGCCAGGUUAUCCUCAUGAUUUGGUAACACUUGGAAGCGGAAUUCCUUCGCAUGGUAUUGAUUCAGCAAUUUGGUGGGAAGACGUUGGGAAAACCUACUUCUUCAAAGGAGACAGGUACUGGAGGUACAGUGAAGAAAUGAGAUCCAUGGACCCUGGUUAUCCCAAACCAAUCACAAUUUGGAAAGGUAUCCCAGAAUCUCCUCAGGGAGCCUUCGUUCACAAAGAAAAUGGCUUCACAUAUUUCUACAAAGGAAAAGAGUACUGGAAAUUCAAUAACCAGAUGCUCAGGGUGGAACCUGGCUAUCCGAGAUCCAUCCUCAAAGAUUUUAUGGGUUGUGAUGGACCAACAGAUCGAGACAAAGACCGACACAGCCCUCAAGAUGAUGUUGACAUUGUCAUCAAACUGGACAACACAGCCAGCACUGUGAAAGCUAUAGCCAUCGUCAUUCCCUGCAUCCUGGCCUUGUGCCUCCUUGUGUUGGUUUACACUGUGUUCCAGUUCAAAAGGAAAGGAACACCCCGCCACAUACUGUACUGCAAACGCUCUAUGCAAGAGUGGGUGUGAUGUAGGGUUUUGUGUUUUUUGCUUUCCCUCCCAGGAGUUUGUGGUAACUUGAGAUUCAACACAAGAGCAGUUAUGCAGUUUCCUAGCUAGGAGCGGGCAUCUGUCAGUCUGAAACAAAGCUGAUCUUUGAAACCCAAGGGGUUGCCUGUCCUGCGCUUGAGUGAUGAUUCGCUCAGCUGGGAAGCUUCCAUGAUACACAGUAUCUGCUGUUCCUUCAGUCCUUUGUCUUUCUUUGUCAUUUGAUUCUAGGCCUUUCCUCUGCACGUUCAAUGCCCGAUAAACUAUCAGGAUUAACUAAUGAGGAGGAAAAAAAAAAUAUCUCCAAUGUUUCUACAUUUUUCCCUUAAGGCCUGUUCCCCUUUGAAAUAUUUUUUGCUGAAAGGAAAUUUUUUUAGAAAAACACAACAACCCACAACGGAACUUUCAGGAAAGUGAGAAGACCCAAAACAGCUUUGUCUCCAAAGAGGAUUGCUUUCUGUCUGCUACGGAUAAAGUCCUAUACUCCUACUUCCAGUUUUGUCAGGUGGGAGACUCGGAUGACACGCAGGACUUCAGACUGUUCGGACAGCCA
Molecule: messenger RNA, 2401 nt
Organism: Chaetura pelagica (chimney swift)
Lineage: Eukaryota; Metazoa; Chordata; Aves; Apodiformes; Apodidae
Gene: MMP16
Product: matrix metallopeptidase 16 (membrane-inserted)
Exons: 10
Coding region: 1-1830 (609 amino acids)
Biological process (GO): extracellular matrix organization; skeletal system development; proteolysis
Cellular component (GO): extracellular matrix
Molecular function (GO): zinc ion binding; metalloendopeptidase activity
Source: RefSeq, a predicted model, not a curated record